Molecule: messenger RNA, 1674 nt
Organism: Microtus ochrogaster (prairie vole)
Lineage: Eukaryota; Metazoa; Chordata; Mammalia; Rodentia; Cricetidae
Gene: Iqcm
Product: IQ motif containing M
Molecular function (GO): protein binding
Source: RefSeq, a predicted model, not a curated record
AUGGCAACUGCAGAAGCCAUACAUACAAGAGCAGACGGUCCUGUAUUACAAACCACCCAGCAAGACUUUUUGCAAGAAGCAAAAUCUCUUAUUGCCCAACAUUACAAACGAAUAAAUGAGAAUAAGUCUCAAGGUACUUCUAUAAACGUUUUUAAAAAUAAACACCAAAAACCAAAAACUGGCAAGUUUAUCCCUUUUGAGAUUAAGAAAAGUGAAAUCCUCAAUGUCGUUAAAGAACAUCGGAUGGUACUCAGAAGCAUUAGCUAUCCCAAGGACGCUUCCAAAUGUGCACCUUUAAGUGAGGACUUGCAGCAAAUUUCCUUCACGGAGCCACAGGUUUUGAAUAUAAAAGAGAAGUACCAGCCUGUAGAUCUUUUCAAGAUUGAAAAUGUUAAACUGGGUAAAAUAAUGACCGAUAUUGAAUCUGUGAGUAAGAAAAUGGAGAAAGAAAAGCAACUGAGCCUCAGAAAAUCCAGAAUGUUGGAACCCUUCCAUUCCCAUCUUGGCUUGCCUUUGCUGAAUCUGACCUCUUCUGUGGGACUUCUGAGAGAACCUGCAGACAGGAUGUUUUAUGACUGGAGAAGCAUUGCAUCCAUGAGGUCCUCCCAUUUGCCUCACGAGUCUGUUCAGAGCCUAUCCAGAUCAUCUGGGAUAUUUAAGGAUUAUUAUAUGAAACCUUAUAAGAAGAAAGAACUACAACCAAUCAAGUCAGAACAGAAGCGAGAAAAAAGGUUAAAGACUGUUAUGAAGUCAGACAAAAUAGACAGUAAAGUUAAAAGAAUUGGGCCACACAUAGAAAUUUACCAAUUGUUCCAGAAAAGAAACAAACUUGUGUUUACUAAAAGAAUUAUUAAACUGAUCACCGUCACACAAGCAUUUAUCAGGGGAUGGCUUGAACGUAAAAGACUUCAAAGAAUAAGGACUAAGUCUUCAUAUCAUGGACCAAGUUUGAAAGUAGUUAUCACCAUGUAUCAGUGCUUAAUCCACCGUAUUAGACAUCGCCUUGGUCUUUGGAGGACAAGACAGAUUAUAAACUUUGGAGAGCUAGAGGAAUGGAUGGACAGGAAAAAAUUUUAUGAAACCAUGUUUGCCAAGAGAGAAGACUGGCAAGGGUUAGAGAGAAGCGAGCUGCUGAAGUACUUCAAUGACUGUGGUCAUUUCCCUACGCAGAACCAGAUUGAUGAGUACUGGGACCUGUUCCACAGACAUAGCCAAGGAAGAUACUCUGAAGUAAUCAAAAAGUCCAAUGCAAUAGAACUGUUAUUUACACUCUACCCUCCUCAGGGAGCCAAAGUGAACAUUAGUACAAGACUCCGGUCCACGUGGCUGAGGCCUAUGGUGGAUGGAGAAGAAGGCUAUAAGUACAUAGUGAGUGGACAUCCAAUACUGAAGAGAGCUAACAUCCGGACUGUUGGCAAGUUGGUGGCUAGAUCCAUAAGAGAAAGGAAAAUGAGACAAUUUUAUAAAUCCUGAGAAGUGAAACAAGUUUGCAGUGCAGCACUCCAUUAAAUAGGUGAACCGAUCUCCUCAGAAAUGUGUUAGUGAUGACCACAGAACGAUUUGGUAUCAACAGGACAAAAGACUAACAUCUUUGUGACAAGUUAGUUCAUCACGUGUAAGUGUGUUUGGAUGAGCCCUCUUUGUCUUCUUCAUUAAACAUCAUGAUGAAGUGAA